Messenger RNA from Chinchilla lanigera (long-tailed chinchilla), 1330 nucleotides. RefSeq names its product G protein-coupled receptor 65 (gene Gpr65). Gene Ontology annotation, cellular component: membrane. The transcript is spliced from 2 exons. The coding region runs from base 121 to 1122 and encodes 333 amino acids. The record is from RefSeq and is a predicted model, not a curated record. Lineage: Eukaryota; Metazoa; Chordata; Mammalia; Rodentia; Chinchillidae. Gene Ontology annotation, biological process: G protein-coupled receptor signaling pathway. Gene Ontology annotation, molecular function: G protein-coupled receptor activity.
CCCUCAGCAGUGCUGGUUUCUCUUCUUGAUGCAGGCAGACUUCUCACGCACCUCUGUGGACAGAAAUCAUCACUCUGAGAAACGGGGGACUAAUGCCAUUGCUCCCUUAAAAAGGAAACAAUGAACAGCACGUGCACUGAAGAACAGCAUGAUGUGGAUCAUUAUUUGUUCCCAAUCGUCUACAUCUUUGUGAUUGUAAUCAGUGUCCCAGCCAAUAUUGGAUCUCUCUGUGUGUCUUUUCUGCAAGCAAAGAAGGCAAAUGAACUAGGAAUUUACCUCUUCAGCUUAUCACUGUCAGAUUUGCUAUAUUCAUUAACUCUCCCUCUGUGGGUUAAUUAUACUUGGAAUAAAGACAACUGGACUUUCUCUUCUGCCUUGUGCAAAGGAAGUGCUUUCUUCAUGUACUUGAACUUUUACAGCAGCACAGGAUUUCUCACCUGCAUCGCCGUUGAUCGGUAUCUAGCGGUAGUCUACCCUUUGAAGUUUCUUUUACUAAGAACAAGAAAAUUUGCAUUCGUGGUCAGCCUAUCCAUCUGGGUAAUGGAAUCCAUCUUUAAUUCUGUCAUUCUGUGGGAAGAUGAAACCUCUACUGAAUACUGUAAUGACCAAAAGUCAUUUACUUUAUGUUAUGACAAAUACCCUUUGGAGAAAUGGCAAAUCAACCUCAACUUGUUUAGAAUGUGCACAGGCUAUGCAGCACCUUUGGUCAUCAUCCUGAUUUGCAACCAGAAAGUCUACAAAGCUGUGCAGCAUAAUCAAGCCACAGAAAACACUGAAAAGAUAAGAAUCAUCAAACUGCUCAUCAGCAUCACACUGACGUUUGUCCUGUGCUUUACUCCCUUUCAUGUGAUGUUGUUGAUCCGCUGCAUUUUAGAGCGUGAUGUCAACCUUGAUGACCACAAGUCCGGAAAGCAGACGUAUGCAAUGUAUAGAAUUACUGUUGCAUUAACAAGUCUAAAUUGCGUGGCUGAUCCACUUCUCUACUGCUUUGUAACUGAAACAGGAAGAUCUGAUAUGCGGAAUAUAUUAAAAUUCUGCACUGGGAAAUGCAAUAAAUCACAAAGAAAACGCAUACUUUCAGUGUCUACAAGAGAUACUAUUGAAUUAGAUGUCCUCGAAUAGAAUACAAAAUUGGAGGGGAGGGAUUUAAGGUACAUGGCAUUAUAUCAUCACAAUUAAAUUUUGAGAAGGAAAUCUACCAUGGCAAGGGACUAGGUAUUCUAACUGAAUAUUUUAAUCCUGUCCAGUGGAAAUAUUGUUAAAGUUCAUUGUACAACUCCCUCCUUGACUUUGAUUAAAUGUGGCAUAUUAAACAAAAUUUAGUAUCUUC